UCAGAAAAUUCAAGUAAAGUACUACUCCCCACGGCAAUCGUCUCCGUUGAACAGAGAGGUGAACUCUUCAAACUAAGAGCCCUCAUUGAUCAGGGCUCAGAACGGAGCUUCAUCUCCUCCAAAGCGCAACUCAAAUUGAGACUACCAUGUCGAACCUCCAAUUUCGAAAUCUCAGGAAUGGGUGGAAGGGUAGUCCAAACCUCGAAAAAAUUAUGCUCUCUGGUUCUUGUCUCAAACGAUUUAUCCACACGGAUUAAAGCACAAGCAAUCGUCCUCCCACAGCUAACCAAAUUGCUACCCAAGUUCCAACCCACUCAAGAACAACGGGAAAAAUGGUCUCAUCUCACCUUAGCAGACGCCAAUUGCCACUCCCCAUCCGAAAUAGACUUAGUCAUUGGCAGCGACCUGAUCCCACAAAUCGUGCUAGAAAGGGUUGAAAAACUCUCCAAAAACCUAUUAGCACAAAACACCAUAUUUGGGUGGAUCCUUAGUGGUCAAGUUCCCAAUCAAAUAAGCUCGUUUUCGACCCAAGUAGACGAAGUCUCAAAUGAGAAUCUCGAUUCCCAACUUCGAAAAUUUUGGGAACUGGAAGAAAUCCCCACUCCCAAAUCUCUCAACUCUGAGGACCGAGUGUGUGAAGAUUUUUAUAUAUCCACCACAUCACGCACAUCUGAUGGUCGUUACGAAGUGCGACUCCCAUUUAAGCACAGUUUCCCAGACCAACUCACCUUAGGUCGAUCCCGUGCCCCAGCUCUCCAGCAAUUCCUCAGUAUGGAGAAAAAUCUUCUCAAAAAAGGCGAGCUAAAAUCCCAGUACGACCAAGUCCUCGAGGAAUAUAUAACACUAGGUCAUAUGGAAGAAACAACUUCCUAUGAGAAAUCCUCAGGAAACAAAUACUCGUCAUUUUAUUUACCCCACCACGCGGUUGUAAAACCUGAAAAAAGAACGACAAAGGUGCGUGUUGUCUUUAAUGCAUCGAAAAAAUCAACUUCCGGUAACUCGUUAAACGAUGUCCUCUACACCGGGCCAACCCUCCAACCCGAUUUGAUGCUAUUAAUCCGCAAAUGGCGCACGUACCAAUUUGUCUUUAAUGGCGAUGUAGAAAAAAUGUACCGCCAGAUACUAUUACAUGAUGAGGACCAAGACUACCAGAGAAUCAUAUUUCGCUCCUCCCCAAAAGGUCCAAUUCAAGAUUUCAAACUAAAAACCGUUACAUUUGGUCUCAACUGCGCCCCUUAUCUCGCAAUACGCACCCUUCACGAACUCUCUAAAGAUAUAAAAGACACACUCCCGAUGGCGUUCCCAAUACUAAUGAGCGAAACAUAUGUAGACGACAUCAUUUCGGGUGGGCACUCUAUUCUCUCAGCCUCUGAAACCCUUUCUCAAGUCGGACAAGCUCUUCUGUCGGCAGGCUUCCCACUCAAGAAAAUCACGGCCAACCAUCCUGAUAUUCUCAAAACCGUUCCCAUCGCCGACGUGCUCGAUUCACAGUUUCUCGAAUUCGAAAAGGCAAGUACAACUAAAACGCUCGGGAUUCAAUGGAAUGCCAUUCAUAUACCGUUGAGUCCAUCCCAGUAGCCACAGCGAGCACGAAGCGACAAAUCCUCUCCUCUGUCGCCAAACUUUUCGACCCCGCAGGAUGGCUAGCGCCGAUAAUGAUUCAAGCCAAAAUUCUCUUGCAGGAGCUAUGGCUUGAUGGAACCGACUGGGAUGAACAGGUAAAACCCAUCCGUCUCGUCAAGUGGACGCAGUUCGCGAACAACUUAAAAGCAAUAACAGCAAUCCAAAUUCCUCGUUGGGUGAACUAUUCUCCAGGCCAACCUGUUGAGCUGCAUGAUUUUUGCGACGCGUCUGAGAAGGCAUAUUGCGCCAAUAUUUACGUCAGAGCGAUACGAGAAGAAAACACAACGUGUCACCUCCUAGUCUCUAAAGGCAAAGUGGCGCCCCUAAAAACCACCAGCUUACCACGUCUCGAAUUAUGUGGAGCCCUUCUCCUAGCCAAACUAGUGUCUGUCGUCCAAUCCCAGCUCAAUCUCCACCCGCAAGCUUUGAUUUUGUGGUCUGAUUCCGAAAUUGUGCUCUCAUGGUUGAAAAAGCCACCCCAUACCUGGAAAACCUUCGUGUCGAAUCGAACCGCGCAAAUAAUCGACCUGGCCGGACAUGCCACAUGGCGGCAUGUACGAACUCACGAUAAUCCCGCCGACAUGGGCACAAGAGGAUGUAAACCUCUCUAUUUGGCAGCCUCCUCACUGUGGUGGAAGGGUCCGGAAUGGCUCACCAGCCCCGCGGAAUCUUGGCCGAAAGCUUCACGACGCCCAAUCAACAAUCCACCCGAAGUUCGCCGAAUUGAAGCGUUACAUACCACCGAAGAAGAACCCGACAUUCUGGAUCGUUUCUCCUCCUUCCCACGCGCACUCCGGGUUUUGACUCACGUUUUUCGAUUCAUACGGACUCUGAAAACCCGAACAAGCCACAUAAUAGUUCACCCUUUACCUCUGGCGCACGAUGACUUCCGAAACACUAAAGUCCAGCUCAUCGCCCUAACUCAAUCCCGAUAUUUCUCCAAUGAAAAGAGGAAUUUGUUAUCUUCGAAGCCGAUCGAUAAACGGAGCCCGCUUCUCACCUUAAACCCAUUUUUGGACAAAGAUGGACUUCUACGUGUGAACAGUCGACUGGCGCACUCAACGCUAAGCUACAAUGAACGCCACCCAAUCAUUAUUUCCGAGAAAUCCUGAUAUGCUGCACACUUUUUACGCUUCCUCAAUGAACUGCUCUUACACGCCGAAACCCGUCUUAUGCAGCAGGCGAUCAGACAGGAGUUUUAUAUCCCUCGGCUCAAGCCACUCAUAAAGAAGUGCAUCUUUCAAUGCAAACCCUGCACUGUCCACAAGCAGCAAAUGCGCUCACAAAUAAUGGCAGCCUUGCCACCCUCACGAUGCACCUUCGCUCCGCCCUUCACCACAACGGGUGUUGAUUUUGCUGGCCCCUUUCAGCUGAAGGCUUCCAUGCUAAGAUCGCCUACCCUCGUGAAAGGCUACGUAGCCGUUUUUGUAUGCUUCACGACAAAAGCGGUUCGCCUUGAGUUGUGCUCGAAUUUAACUUCAGAGGCCUUUAUGGCCGCAUUUGCUCGCUUUGUUGGCCGGCGAGGCUAUCCCGCCACAAUGAUGAGUGACAACGGCAAAACCUUUGUCGGUGCCAAAAGAUCCACAGAGAAGGAGUUUAUCACCUCCUCGAAAGAAGUAUCCCGGGAAAUCGUCAAAAAAUAUGCCGCUCAAGGUAUAAACUGGAAAUUUAUUCCCCCCAGCGCCCCUCAUAUGGGUGGUUUAUGGGAAUCCGCAGUCAAAAGCUUCAAAACGCAUCUCAAGAAGACUGCCGGAUCACAUAAAUUCACUUUCGAAGAGUUUACUACCCUAUUAAUCAGAUUAGAAGCCGUGUUAAACUCACGACCCAUCUCUCCCCUAUCUCAGGACCCCUCAGAUUUUACCGCACUCACCCCCGGACAUUUCCUUAAGGGAGGGGGGAUCCCUUCCUGAAUCGAACCAUGAAAACUUAUCUCUACUUAAUCGGUGGGAAAAGGUCAAAGUUCUACACCAUCAGUUUAGCCGACGGUGGAAAGAGGACAAUCUUAAAGACCUACACAAACGGUACCGAUGGAAAGACACCCGUAUUGAGCCGAAAGUCGGUGAGUGCGUCCUCAUCAACGACGAUACGCUCCCGCCCACUGAGUGGCGCCUCGGACGCAUCGAAAGGACACGGCCCGGCCCCGAUGGCCACAUUCGUGUUGUCGAGGUACGCACUCAAACCGGCAUUCUCACACGGCCGAUAGUUAAAUUAUGUUUUUUGCCACCGGCCAAACUUCAACUCAGUCCCAGUUCGACCGAGUAACCCUACACCAUCAUCGUGAUUCGUUACCACUUAUACCACAAACCGCUUGAUCGUAAAUUUGUCUCUCCUCCAAUCACCAUACGCGCCUUUUCUCCAAAAUAACAAUUAUAUACUUCUCUGUCUCAUGACCCACGAUACUCGAUAUACGUCCCACUAAAAUUAUAUAUCUACACAACUAUUUACAGGCGUGAAUGGAUUCAGCACCCACACCAGAACCAAGAAUAUCACUCCGCUCGCAGGUGUUUGUGACCGCUAGCGACCGCGGGGGCGCCCAAACCCUGAUUAUCAGAAGUGCCGAGUUUGCGCGCGUCACCACGCGCUACGAACAUGCCCGCUCUUUAGAAGGAUGCAGCCAGCGCAGCGGUACUUGUUGGCGCGGGCCCAUAACUACUGCACCAACUGUCUGGAACUGUCGCACGCUACCAGCGAAUGCACAUCCCAGAUCACGUGCAGGAUAUGUGCACUGCCGCACCACACGAUGCUUCAUCGGGCCCCGCCGCCACCGCAGCCACAUCGCCGUACCACCGCACCUCCAAUUCAAACACCUCCGACACCUGCAUCCCGCUCAAACGCAAAACAAAAUCGUCGCAACCCACCUUCCCAGGCCGCUACCCAUCGCUACAAUCCGACUACAGCCACCAUUCCACAACCACGCACCGUCAAACGUUCGGCAACAGGGCUCCAUACCGCUGCAUUCCGAGAAAAGACGGCAAAUCAGCUUAUGGAUGAGGCCAAUAGAGCGCUGGAGCAGUUGAAAGUGGCACUAGCCGUCUAGCGCGCCUAGGCGGGGCAGGAUGUUCAAGUGAGUGACUAGCGCACGCACCCCGUAUUAACCAUUCGUAUUUAUUGAAGUAUCUAGACUUGAACUAUUUUUUGAACUAAUAAUUAGCUCGCAACGGGAACACUCCUAUCAGCCAACCGGGUAGUUGGCAACGCGUGCGCUACUCGCUCACUUGAACGAUCGCCGGCUGUCAAAAUAUAAAUAUAUAUGUA
Rhagoletis zephyria (snowberry fruit fly) is the source of this 4878-nucleotide messenger RNA. RefSeq lists its product as uncharacterized. The record is from RefSeq and is a predicted model, not a curated record. NCBI's taxonomy places the organism in Eukaryota, Metazoa, Arthropoda, Insecta, Diptera, Tephritidae.